UUCACCGGCAUUGCGUUGCGUUGCGUUGCGCUCUCUCUACGUUUGAUGUUUGAGAAGAGAGAGAGAAAGAGAAGACCCUAACCCCCAAAUUUACAGCCACAGGGUCCGUUUUGUAGAGAGAGAGAGAGAGAGAAUGUCUCAGAACGGGAAGCUGAUGCCGAAUCUAGACCAACACAGCACGAAGCUUCUCAACCUCACUGUUCUCCAACGAAUCGACCCUUUCGUUGAGGAAAUUCUCAUCACCGCCGCACACGUCACCUUCUACGAGUUUAACAUCGACCUCAGCCAAUGGAGCCGCAAGGACGUUGAAGGAUCUCUAUUCGUUGUUAAGAGGAACACACAACCGCGGUUUCAGUUUAUUGUCAUGAAUCGUCGCAAUACUGAAAAUUUGGUGGAGAAUCUCUUGGGGGAUUUCGAGUAUGAAGUUCAGGUUCCAUAUCUACUGUAUAGAAAUGCUGCUCAAGAAGUGAAUGGUAUCUGGUUCUAUAAUGCGCGUGAGUGUGAAGAGGUUGCGAAUCUUUUUAGCAGGAUCCUUAAUGCUUAUGCCAAGGUGCCUCCAAAGUCAAAGGUGUCUUCUACAAAGAGCGAGUUUGAGGAACUGGAAGCAGUACCAACUAUGGCAGUUAUGGAUGGUCCUCUUGAGCCAUCAUCAUCAACUGCUUCCAAUGUGACUGAUGUUCCUGAUGACCCAUCCUUUGUAAACUUCUUCAGUGCAGCGAUGGCCAUUGGGAAUACUCCAAAUGCUCCAAUUACUGGACAACCUUAUCAGUCUUCUGCUACAAUUUCUUCAUCUUCUGUGCCAACUACUGUUGCUUCACCCACUGUGCCAACCUUGCAGAAACCCUCUCUUUCAGCAUCCACUCCUCUAUUACCCCAGCUUGAUGCUCCUGAAUCCAUCAGCAGCAGCAGCAACCGAGCUACAAAUCUUGUGAAGCCUUCUUCGUUUUUCGUCCCUCCCCCUUCUUCUUCAGCGAUGAUGAUACCCCCUGUGUCUUCAUCCACACCUACUGCACCUCCCCUUCAUCCUGCUGUUAGUGUACAACGCCCAUAUGGUGCUCCACUGCUACAGCCAUUUCCACCUCCCACUCCACCACCUUCACUUACUCCUGCUGCUCCUCUUCCGAACUAUGGUCCAGUUAUUUCUAGAGAAAAGGUCCGAGAUGCUCUUCUGGUGCUUGUUCAGGAUAAUCAAUUCAUUGAUAUGGUCUAUAGAGCGCUGCUGAAUGCUCAUCAAUCGUGACUUUCAGAAGGUGUUUAAUUAUCAAUUCGCUGGAAGAAUUGUUUUUUGGGCUGAUACAUUUACUAUAAUUUUUAGGCCAGGCUUUUAUCAUGUCCUAAACUUUGAAAUGUUUCAGUCAUUUUCCAUUUGCAGAAUUGGUUGUGCGUUGUGAUGACCAUUUUGAUCUCGGUAGUUUCCUGAAUGUCACUGUUAUUUAAACAAAAGACAAAACGGCCAUAUCAACUUCAGUAGUGACAUGACAUGGCAGGAAAUGGUGAGAACUCCGGAUGAAUGGUUAGAGCAACACGGAACUGAUUUCACAAAUUAUAGUAUUUGACUGGAACAAAUCUCCAAAUUAUGGGGGAUGGUAAGGUUUUUAUUGAGCCUUGUUUAUUGUGUAUUUUAUUAAGUUGUUAUGCGUUAAGAUGACUGUUGUGUAUAGCACCAUUGGUCAGUGUUUUAAUGAAAAUGAACUGUGCUGCAUAAUGCAAGUAUAUAAUCA
Gastrolobium bilobum is the source of this 1721-nucleotide messenger RNA. RefSeq names its product mRNA-decapping enzyme-like protein. The record is from RefSeq and is a predicted model, not a curated record. Lineage: Eukaryota; Viridiplantae; Streptophyta; Magnoliopsida; Fabales; Fabaceae. Gene Ontology annotation, cellular component: P-body. The coding region runs from base 134 to 1240 and encodes 368 amino acids. The transcript has 8 exons. Gene Ontology annotation, biological process: deadenylation-dependent decapping of nuclear-transcribed mRNA; deadenylation-independent decapping of nuclear-transcribed mRNA; positive regulation of catalytic activity. Gene Ontology annotation, molecular function: mRNA binding; enzyme activator activity.